AUGUCUCGCCGACCUCCCAAAGGCGACUACAUCGAGACCGACACUGGUAACAAAGUCUCCCGCAAAGCCGUCCUCGUCGGAACCCAAAACAUUAUGCUCGGCGGUAAAACCGUCAUCCAACCCGAAGUCAUGAUCAGAGGUGACCUCACCCGCACAGUCUCCUCAUCCUCCUCUGGCACGGCGCCUGCCAGCAAUACAGCCGUCGCCAUAGGUCGCUACUGCUUCCUCGCCCGGGGCGUGCUGCUGCGUCCACCUGGCCGCAUGUACAAGGGCGCUUUCACGUACAUGCCUUUGCGUCUAGGCGACCACGUCUUUGUUGGCCAAGGAACCGUCGUGCAGGCGGCGUCGUUGGGAAACCAUGUGCAGAUCGGAAAGGGGUGCACCAUUGGCGAGUUUGCGAUUGUUAAAGACUAUGUUCAGGUUCUGGAUGGGACGGUUGUGCCGCCGAGUAUGGUUAUUCCCAGCUUUUCCAUCGUUGCUGGUCAGCCGGCGAGAGUGAUUGGGGAGAUCCCUGAAGGUGGACAUGAGGAAUUUGAAUUGAGAGAUAUGUAUAAGACUGUUGGGAACAAUCCUCAACCUCCUGCAGCACCACCUACGGCACGAGCAUGA
Messenger RNA from Fusarium coffeatum, 609 nucleotides. RefSeq lists its product as uncharacterized. The record is from RefSeq and is a predicted model, not a curated record. Bases 1 to 609 code for a protein of 202 amino acids. The transcript has 2 exons. NCBI's taxonomy places the organism in Eukaryota, Fungi, Ascomycota, Sordariomycetes, Hypocreales, Nectriaceae.